AUGUUGGCUAUGGCCGCAUCAUUUGGGCUGUAUGGGCUUCAAAUCGCCGCCAUGAACGCCGGUUGGUAUCACCAUAUUUGGGACGUGCCAUACGAACAGUUCGUAAUAACGAAGAAAAUUGGCUUAUCGAUUCAAUCCUUAUACCCUUGGAUCCUCGGAUUUAUGAAAAUAUCCAUUCUUCUUUUCUACUUGAGACUUUCAGUUUCUCCUCCGUUCAGACUCGUCGUAUAUAUCACGCUAGGUUUCAUGGCAUUAUACACGGUUGCAUCUUCAAUGGCGAUUCUGUUCCAGUGCUGGCCAUUCAACACCAGACUUGGGGACCCAACAGGAUCAUGCGUAAACUUCAUUGCGCUGAAUUAUACGAUUGCAAGUCUGAAUAUAGCAACAGAUGUCUUUGUGUACUUGCUGAGCUGGGUCAUGGUCCGCCACCUCAAAGUUUCGACGGGACAAAAGAUAGUAGUUCUAGUUAUCUUCUCUGUCGGAGCCCUUGUUUGUAUUUUCUCUGGUCUCCGUUUCUAUUACCUUCGAGACUAUUGGAACUCUUCAGACCCGACUUGGGUCGCCUAUAGCGUUUCUGCAAUGUCUUCGCUCGAGGCAAAUGUCGCCAUCAUAACUUCUAGCGCUCCCGCGGUCAAACCAUUGGUUAUUAGGCUUUUCCCACGCUGCAAGUUCUUAAAUACUCUCCAGGAUAGUGCAAAAGGCACAUAUGGCGGAUUUAGCCACACUCCCAAUAACGGAGGCAGCAGCGGCCCAGGCACCAUCGGAGGCGAUGCCGAAAAAUUCGAGAGCAAAUUCGACACCACGGCUCUCAUCCCUCCAUUCGAAAGUCAUACUACCACAAUGAUCGGCAGCAACAUCGACAGUAGUAUCGGCCGUAGUAGAAGAGAACUCAGCGACGAAGAUCUCGGCUUUCCAGAUGGUUUUGAUGGGAAAUACGGCCCACCACCAACUAAUUGGGAUGAUCAUGCACCUGCUGGUUCAUCUACACCAGGAAGUUCUCAUGCUGGCAUGAGCUUCACUGAGCACACACCUGUGCCAAGGAUCGGGCAAAGGGUGAGUGAUAUGGGGUGGGUAGAUAGGGAAAUUAGUAUGGCGAGUGAUGGAAUGGAUCUUGAGAGUUUUAAGAAGGGGAAUAUGAAUGCUAGGAUGGAUCUUGUGGAUGCAUUACGUGGGGGGCCGGUGGGUAUUAUUCCGGAGCCGCCUGGUGGAUCGCGAAGGCAGAGCGAAGCACCCUUCUCACAUUUUUACAAUCAAUAG
Messenger RNA from Orbilia oligospora ATCC 24927, 1257 nucleotides. RefSeq lists its product as uncharacterized. The record is from RefSeq and is a predicted model, not a curated record. The transcript is spliced from 4 exons. Lineage: Eukaryota; Fungi; Ascomycota; Orbiliomycetes; Orbiliales; Orbiliaceae. The coding region runs from base 1 to 1257 and encodes 418 amino acids.